This is a messenger RNA of Durusdinium trenchii, 2092 nucleotides long. NCBI's taxonomy places the organism in Eukaryota, Dinophyceae, Suessiales, Symbiodiniaceae. The record is from the annotation of a GenBank genome assembly.
GGUGAAUCUGGUGUCGGACAUGCAUUUUCACACCAGAUCCAGGUCUAUUCCUUUCCCAUGUAUGCAGACUAGUCCCACAAAGAACACAACAUACAAUGAUGCACACAAUUAGAGUUAGGUGCUGCAAGGCUCAAUAUGGAGGUGAAAAGCGUACUGUAUUUCAAUGUAUUUUCUGUCAUUUGUCAUUUGUUGCUAGCUUUUAGCAUCUCUUGGCCGUUACUAGUAGCCCCCGCAAGAUGAGCGGGCGGUCAAAAAAAGGUUGAAACUCAGUUGUAGCUUGUAAGCUGCAGCUACUUUGCCCAGUCAACGCACUAAAGUCCAGUAGCAUGCAGCAGAUCAAGCACUACCGCCAGUUGCUCGGGAGAACUUUUAGGUUUCUGGAAGGUGAUAGCUGUGUUCGCUCAAAUCUUGCCAUUUUUUUGCAGAGAUAGUAUAUAGAGAUGCCUCCGAAGAGAAGUCUUGGAGUUAUGGCUGGCGAUGUCAAGAACAAGGCCUCCCAGCUGAAGUCCGCCGUACUGUUGCGAAUGAAGGCCAAGUCCGUUGAGACUUCGUCACCUAGUGCUGCUCCUUGUAGCACGGCCUUGGCUGCCUCCUUGAAACGGAGAAUACGGAGAGUACUGGAAAGACGAGCAAAGAAAACCUGUGCCAUGUAUUGUCCAGCGAACUCAGCGAACCUAGUGAACAUGAGUCUGAAGAGGAUGGAUUGCGCCCUGACACAGUUGAUUCACAUGACGUGCGAAGGCCGAAUGCAGCUAAUGCGGCCAGUCAGAAAUUGCCAGUUCAGGAGCUAGAUCCCAAAGUGACUGGUGCUGUCCUUCUUUGCUCCAUCCUAGCCCUUUGCCGCCCAUCCCUCUUGCUACUAGUUUUGCUGGUGAUGGGGAACCUCAUUUUGGCUUUUGUAGUAGCAACGCUUUGCAUGUAUCUUCGCGGCAAAGCAUCUCCGGCACCAGCACCAUUAGCCGCAGUGGGUGAUCCGCAUGAUGAAGAUGGUGACAUCAAAGCUCCUGUUGGCUUGCAGCAGUUGCUUAGCCCUGGAUGGAUUCGCAUGCGAGAGAUCAUCGCCCAGAGGGAUUUCCAAGGAGUAGUAAAGGCAGUCGAUCUUGGCGAUCAGCCUCCUGAAGUGACUUUCGUUCAAUCUGCUAACGCCCCUUGCGACGAUGUGGUGUGCUUCAACGUUGGGCUGUUGCUAAGUUCAGACUGCAACACUUUCGUUCCGCCCACUGUGCUGAUAGAAGUGAAGCUUCCUGGAUACUCAACUCCAUGGACCUUCCGCUUGAAACUAUUGUCCCUCCAGAUCACAGUACAAUUGUAUUUUUGGAGUUGGCCUCCUGAAGGGUGGGGCAGCGGGCGACCAUUCUCCUUGAUAGAAGGGGCUUUGUGUCCAGAGGCAAAUCCACCUUUGGUGAGAGUUGCUUUGGAAGCAGUCUCAAAGUCAUCUCUUUUCGAGCAAUUUCUUUCUGGAUGUGAGCCUGUCGCGUCUGCAGUGAUUUGCUCCCAUGUUUUGCCGCGCUUCACUGGUUUUCAAAACCGAGUGAUCUUAGAGGAAGGACGUGCACAGAAGAAGGCCAAGGACAGCAAAGCUUGGCAGCAAAAAGCUCGCCGUGCUGGCUGGCAACCACGAGCAGAAGCUGCUGUUGAGAGUGCUUUGGGCCAGAUGUUCAGUGAAGCUGGAGGAUUUGCCUACGAAGCUGUUGCUAAUACAGCAGCUAGCGCAGCAGCUCAGGGCGCAGCAGCAGCUCGAAUGCUGAAGUCAUCUUUUGGAAUGGAGCCAUGAGGAGAUUGCAGUCCUUCAAAAGCCAUUUGGGGUGGAUUCUGGCCCAGCUGCUCGUUCCUACAGACUCAUCGUCAAACGGAAGCUGUACGACGGUAUGAGGCCAAAGAAGAGAGACUUCUCGGGCUUAGAUUUGGUUGAAGAAAAGAACCAGGAUGGACGAGGAAAAAGGGAAUUUAAGUGGCGAAGCCGUGAUGGCGAAGCGUGGUGAAGCUGCAGAUGGACAGCUUCACGGACUUCAUGGGCUUGCAGAGGCUUGCAGAGGGUGGUUGGCGGUUUUGCCAAGCCGAAUGGUACCAUCAAGUGCCCGAGAUUGGAUCG